Molecule: messenger RNA, 2310 nt
Organism: Colletotrichum fioriniae
Lineage: Eukaryota; Fungi; Ascomycota; Sordariomycetes; Glomerellales; Glomerellaceae
Source: RefSeq, a predicted model, not a curated record
AUGCCGGGUAUGAAGCGCGCCCUACUCAUUGCGAGCCCCUUUGGAGGCCUCAGAGGCCCGCUCAAUGAUGUCGAAACUAUGGCAACCGUUUUACAACAGCAGAACUUUGAGAUAACGAGGUGCUGCGGGGAUAAUGCUACCCGUGGGGGCAUCCUCACUGCGUGGGAACGUAUCAUAAAAGUCUCUUACCCUGAAGACGUUGUCGUCAUCUACUACGCAGGCCAUGGCGGGAUUGUCGAGGACAAUACGACCAACUCAGGCAUCGAUGAAGACAACGGCCCUAGCCAACAUUCCUGGCGCUACCAGUUUCUCGUGCCAGUGGACUUUCUGCCUCCAGACUCUGACGAUCUCAAUGCGGAUUACUCUUUCAACGGUAUCCUGGACGUCGAGAUUGAACACCUUUUGCGCCUCACCACAAAUCGCACUCAGAAUGUAACCACCAUCUUCGACUGUUGUCACUCGGGUCGUAUGGCUCGUGACCCCUCUCACGUUGGCGCCGUGCCGCGCAACCUUCCAAAUGUGCAGUACGCGACCAUUUCUCGGCAGAUCAACGUUUUACGCGAGACAGCAAAGCUUCCGGUAGAUGAACCUUUACACAGCGAGGGCAACCCAUCAGCUGUGCGCAUCGCCGCUGCCAGCGCUACGGAGACGGCAUGGGAAGACGGGGACGGCGAACGGCGUGCCGGGGCUAUGACUCGAGAGUUAGCUCGGGCAUUGAAAGACGCUUGGGAAUCUGACAACGGCGGCAACCAAGUUUCGUGGCAGAAGAUCAUGAUGAGAGUAAAGGAGCAGGUCAACAUGCGUUUCCCUCAGCAGAACCCAUUUGUGGAAGGUCCUUCGAAACGGAUGCUUUUCUCCGUAGAAGAGUCUGAGACAAACGGAUUUGUUUUGACUCCUGACGGAGGCUUGGGCAUCCUCAAAGCCGGGCGAGUGUCGGGUGUCCGAGAGGGCAACGUCUAUGCGCUUAUGCCUCUGGGAUCAGAGCGCGUCACUGACGAGGGGAAGAUUGGGGAAGCAACGGUGAUAGAAGUUAACGCCCUAGAGUCGCUAGCUGAGCUGUCUCUGUUAGCUGGGAAGGCGCGUAUCCCAGCUCAAGGUGUCAUGGCCUUCUUAACGAAGGAGAGCCUACGCAAGUUACCGGUAGCUCACCCUGAAGGACCUAAAGUGCUCCUUAACUCUAUCAACGAGUCGAAGUAUCUCUGUUCCCAAAAGUCCCAACAGCAUACCGACGUCUUGGCCAAGUUCGAGCGAGACGAGCAUGGCCUUAACCUGCUCGACGAUAAGGGACGCCUGCUGUUGUCCCAGAAAGUCUCCGAUGAUGACCCUCAAACUUGGGCGAACGCAAGCAAGGCCCUUGUCAAACAGGCAGAACAGCUAGCGAGAGCAAACCACCUGCUGAACCUGAAAUGCAAGCAACAUGAGAAGCUUGAGCACGGCUUGAUUGUGACUUUUGGCACAAUGAAAGGCAGGGAACCCGACAGGAUCAUUCCUACGGACGGCAGAGGCGUGGUUAUGGAUGGCGACAAGAUUUACGUCUCGCUCAGAAAUAACGGCCACAGGACGGUACGCGCGUCUGCCUUUGACAUCAACGUGAGAGGCAAGAUUUCAGAGGUAUCCUCCUUCGAUAUUCCCGCCACACGGGCCUAUCACAUUGGCGCUGGUCGGACAAUUGAGCGCCCGAGGGGUGAUGGGCUCAAGAUGAGCUGGCCCAAAGACAUGGACAAAGACCAGCCGAUUUCAGAGAGUCUUGUUAUCAUUCUGACAGACUCAGCCGUCGAUCUUACCGUAUUAGCUAGUGAUUCUGGGGCUGAUGGUCGAGGAAGUGCUGGCGAUUCUUCUCUCGAACAGCUGAGCUUUUGCCUCGCAACCGGUGCAAAACGUGACAUGGCAUGUGAGGACAUCAGUGAGCCUCUACGCUUUGAUGUCCUGAAGAUACCCUUCGAAAUGAAGGUAGCUGGCACUGCGCAGCUUUCCAAAGGAGGGUUUGGGACAAUUCAUCAGGGUCCAGAAGAGGCGGAUUCUUGCAGUCGACUGAUACUGGCAAAGGAGCUCCCUCUUUCGGAGGAGGUCAUCGGUGCGUGCGAUCUCCCACCACGAUCGCCGUAUCUCGACCAGGCAGCGCGGGGAGGCUUUGGCGCCAUAUACCGGACCAUAAAAGGCAUUCCCCCCUGCGUGUGGGUCGUGAAUGAGCAUGAUGAAGAGAUCCACGUCGUUGUGUCCAAGUAUCGCCCUAGUCGAAUGCUUACUGACGGAGGUGCAAACGUCUCGGCUACUGGAGUGGCUCUUGACUUUAGCUGUGCUGUACGUUAA